AUGUUCAGCAAGUGUAUCUAUCGAAUAUCUUAUCAUAUUUGGCUUACAUAUGGCUUCGGGCACCACUUGAGCUGGGUUCGUAUUUUUAAUCCUCGGCAAGAUUCUCCCUCACACUCAUCCAUUCUCUCUCUCUCUCUUACUCACUCACUCUCUCUAUUUCUCUCUUACUCACUCACUCUCUCUAUCUCUCUUACUCACUCUCUCUCUCUAUCUCUCUCUCUUACUCACUCUCUCUCUAUCUCUCUCUUACUCUCUCUCUCUCUUACUCACUCUCUCUCUCUCUAUUUCUCUCACUCUCUCUCUCUCUUACUCACUCUCUUACUCACUCUCUCUCUCUUACUCACUCACUCUCUCUCUCUUACUCACUCUCUCUCUCUAUCUCUCUCUUACUCACUCUCUCUCUAUCUCUCUCUUACUCACUCUCUCUCUAUCUCUCUCUUACUCACUCUCUCUAUCUCUCUCUCUCUUACUCACUCUCUCCCUCAGAUACGCUACGUUGAUAUCUUAAUUAGUCUCUGCCAGAAGAAUGCGACGAUCAUUUUUUUUCAGAUUUUUCAAUGUGCCUUUAAUAUUCGUUUUCUCUUCUUCGACAGUUCCGUCACAUUCUAUGAAUAUAUUUGCCAACACUCACAAGUAUCCAUAUUGCGGUUAGAGCGAGUUAGCAUAGGCAGGCGAAAACGGGUUGAAAUCUCUCUCUCUCUUUCUCUCUCUCUCUCUCUCUCUCUCUCUCUCUCUCAUUCGGGCCAACUGCACAUUUUCGAACAUGAUUUCAUUAACAUGCAACAUAUGUUUAUCUCUCUUUUUUAA
Molecule: messenger RNA, 807 nt
Organism: Acanthosepion pharaonis
Lineage: Eukaryota; Metazoa; Mollusca; Cephalopoda; Sepiida; Sepiidae
Source: the annotation of a GenBank genome assembly